ACAACGUAGUUUCGCGAAAAGUGCAUUGCGCUCGGUGCAACAAACUUGGGGCCUGGUUUGGGGGUGUGGUGCAUUUGGUUCGGGUCAUAGAAUGAUCGCCUGAUCUUAAGCACGUUGCUGCCACUAGGACGAUCCUUCUUCACGGACACCAACAGCCCGUACCCGUUGUACUGUUGUAGCUCAUGCCAGCUGCGCGGAACUACCUACGUUUUUGUUUUGUUCGGAUCACCGUGAUCCGUGAUCGCUGCAUCGAACGCAGUUGCUUGCAGCAACCCAUCGCCAGUGGUUUGGUGUGCAACAGGUGUGUGAACAUCGGUAUUAUCAAUAAGCCGUUCGAACUGUGCGAAACAAAAGGACUUUAUAGCGGCUGAGUAUGGGAAACACAAACAGCCAUGGUAACGGGAAGGGAUCCGGCUCGAACAGUCCAACAAAGUCGAAGGGAAACGGUGCUACUGAACCGAAGCAAACGAACGGUGGCAAUGGUGCUGCUGGUCCGGUUGCAGGUGCUGCUGGUGCACUGGCACGCGGCAUGACGCGCACGGCUAGCGGGGCGGACAUUCAGGACCGCUCCCAUACACAGUUCCAACCGGUGGAUAAGCUUGGCCGCAUACUUUCGAAAAAAUGUGAGGAACUGCACGGCAUUCAUGGUGUUACAGGGGAUGUGUUCGCGCGCUACGUAUUUCCAAAGUAUCCCGAUCUGGGGCUAAAGCUGUUCCGCUACCUUCGCUUUAUGAGCCACGCCAAGACGGAACACUUGGGGCUGGUUGCAUUCCGGCAGCAGUGUGAACGAUUUCUUGCGCUGUUGGACGAUUCGGUCAUACUGGAAAACUAUGUGCGCAUGUUUGGCGAUCUGAACGAGAGCGAGCUGAUAAAGCCGGAAAAUUUGAAAAAUUUGCUUCGCACCUGUUACAAUCUAGCGAUGGCACACUAUUCCGAUGGACCCCAGACGUGUCGGUUGGUCGAAGAUGAUGAAGUUUCGCUCAAUCGAACACUCGAUUCGGUCGUGCAGUCGUGCUUCUUUUCGAAGGAAUCGCUCAGUCCGGGCUACAUCUGCCGCUGGUUAGAAAACAACGUGCCCCGGCUGGUGCCGCCGAUCCAUAAGUACUGUGUGCACGCGCUCAGCACAUCCCAUCGUACGAUCAUCGACAACAGUAUGGCAAGCAACAGUGAAACGGUCGUGUCGAUCAGUGCCAUCAAUGCGGGCGAAGCAAGCUACGGGCUCGAGCUGCAAACACCAAUACUGGAGAAAACGAAUCCGUUCGGCAAGGAGCUGGGCGGUGGGAUUGGUAACGGGGGUGGACUCGGCGGUGCAGGCAUGCCCCGUGAACCGGGCAAACCGCUAACGGAGGAUGAACGUGAGCGGUUGAAAAAUCAGCAACCUUUGCUACCGCUUUCGGAGGCUUGGCUUUUGGCUGGUUCGCUUCCACCCCUGUAUAGCAAACCGCAGUCCGUGGCGGCACCGAUCAAUCCCAAUUCGGCGAAUCUGACUUCUCAUAUAUUCUUGGCGAAACUGUUGUCGCUCGUUCCCUCCCACUGGACGUCACUGUACGAUUCGAGGCUGGACGGGUCCGGUACGAAUCGGUUUUUGCACCACGUGCUUGGCUAUCGUGGACCGAACCUGAUUCUGUUCCGAUGCGAAGACGAUCUACUGUUCUGUGUCGCGAAUCCGAACGAGUGGCGCGAAACGCAUCUGUACAUCGGUGACGAGGGAAGCUGCUGUUUACAGCUCCUGCCAAAAUUUCAAAUGCUAGAAAAGAAACCGAAAAGUCUCUACCUAAACACGCACAUCCGCGGCUAUCCGAAGGGGCUUCGGGCUGGUUCCGAUCCGCGCAAACCGAUCCUGAUCGUGGACGAGCACUUUGAGCGGCUCGAGUACCGGUCGCUGCAGCACAAGAUCCUUUCGAUUGAGGUGUGGGGCUGUGGCAAUCAGCAGCAGCGCGACGUACAGCUGGAUAUUAAGAAGUGGCAGGUGAAGGAAGCGGAACGGCAGCGAACGGUCAAGAUGACUGCUGCCGACUGGAUGGAUCACCCCGAUCGCUAUCUGCUGGAGCUUGGCGGUCGUCAAAAUUACAACAACUCAUCCACGUAAUGCAAAGCGACUAGAAGAAGAGUGUAACCGAAGCGCAGUACUUUAAGCCUUACAGCCCCCUAACCGUAGCGAGACGCUGUAGGAAACGACAGGCCGUUACUGCUUUGCUUUCCAUUUCGAUGCAAAUGGAACAGAGUACAGAUUUCAAAGAGAGUUUAGCGCAAUACCCUCGGACUACUAUCCCCAUCGAUUAAAAUUUGUUAGGGGAAAAUGGGAUGCUGUGUACUUACGGUUUUUUGUAUGUGUGUGUGUGUUGCUAUAUCCAUACUUAUAAGUAGCACCGCACGUUUAACCAUCGGAAACAGCAGCAAUAUGCACCCAAACUUCAGUAUCUGAUUCCUUGCCCCAUCAAUGGUAUUGAUUUGAAGAAAACAGAAAACAAAACACACACACUUAACAAAAAAGAAAGACAGUUAUACACACACGCACGCGACAAAGAAUGUUGUUAAGCCAUGAUGUGAAGCUUGCUAUUUAUCUUUUGUCACUUACUUACUGGUGGGUAUUUUAAUUUGUUUUGUGUACACGGUGCUGAAAAACAACACAUUUCCGUUCGAUAGGAUAGAAUCUUUUUUUUGCCUUCAAAAGUGUGUGUACUUAUUUCAUUAGCACCUAUUAGACCCUAUUGGGGAUGAAUGAUUAGCUUUUUUCCCGUGCCGAUACCUACUGUAUAAGGUGCAAUACACGAUCAGAAUCGUUAUUUAAUAAUGUUGCAAUGAGAAAUGUUUGUGCGAUGGUGCUUUGUAAGCGCGCAUUGGCAUGUGUAAGCGUUUUUUUAUUGUGGUUUCGUUUCGUCGUUGGUCGAAACAACCCCAAAAUUAUUACAGUCGUUGGAAAAGUUUUGCGUAAGGUAGACAAUAAUAACAAAACACUUUGACCGUUUUAAAGUAUUGCUUACAGAUGUACUGUUUACUUAUUUGAGUUAGCUGUGAAUAGUGUCUUAAAAGAAAGUGAUAGAGGAAUAAAGUGUGAAGCAGCGCCUUCAACUGUCUC
Anopheles stephensi (Asian malaria mosquito) is the source of this 3079-nucleotide messenger RNA. RefSeq lists its product as uncharacterized. The coding region runs from base 374 to 2089 and encodes 571 amino acids. The transcript has 7 exons. The record is from RefSeq and is a predicted model, not a curated record. NCBI's taxonomy places the organism in Eukaryota, Metazoa, Arthropoda, Insecta, Diptera, Culicidae.